ACCCUCACAUACUUGUCUCCACGCCCAUUUCAUUCAAAUUUCCGCUUUUUUCACCCACUACUGUUGUUGGCCCAGUUGGUCCAGAAGAAGGUCUUUUUGCUGUCUCGUUGCUUUAAUAGUUUCAGACAAGUGAUGGCACGGCUUCUUUUGAGAGGAAACUUGAGGAGUUGCAUCGCCUCUCAGAUCAGAAUGGGAUCUGAUCAGCUUGGUGAAUUGGGAAAGGGAGCAGGGAAAGGUGGUGGUGGUGGAGGCUAUGUGAGGUCAGCAGGAGGUGCCUUUGGAAAGCGAGAAGCAGCAGAGGAGGAGCUGUACUUCCGGCAGAAGGAACGGGAGCAGUUGGAGGCACUAAGGAAGCAUCAUUCAGAAGAGAUCGAGCACCACAAAAAGGAGAUUGAACGCCUACAGAAGGAGAUCGACCGCCACAAGGGCAAAAUCAGAAAGCUCACGCACGACGAUUAAGGGGGAGAGGCCAACUGUCAAUUCUUUCCUGAGUAGAACCGCUUGUGAACAUGUCGUUAUCACUUGUACUUUCUGCAGGUCUUAGUCAUGAAAGGUCCUUCUGACUCAUCAUGCUGAAAUAAUAAAGUGAUUAAUCUUC
This is a messenger RNA of Nothobranchius furzeri (turquoise killifish), 598 nucleotides long. It is a transcript of the gene atp5if1a, whose product is annotated as ATP synthase inhibitory factor subunit 1a. The record is from RefSeq and is a predicted model, not a curated record. Gene Ontology annotation, cellular component: mitochondrion. NCBI's taxonomy places the organism in Eukaryota, Metazoa, Chordata, Actinopteri, Cyprinodontiformes, Nothobranchiidae. Gene Ontology annotation, biological process: negative regulation of ATP-dependent activity. Gene Ontology annotation, molecular function: ATPase inhibitor activity.